Molecule: messenger RNA, 1600 nt
Organism: Chenopodium quinoa (quinoa)
Lineage: Eukaryota; Viridiplantae; Streptophyta; Magnoliopsida; Caryophyllales; Amaranthaceae
Product: UDP-xylose transporter 1-like
Exons: 7
Coding region: 294-1343 (349 amino acids)
Cellular component (GO): Golgi apparatus
Molecular function (GO): antiporter activity; UDP-xylose transmembrane transporter activity
Source: RefSeq, a predicted model, not a curated record
UCUCAUUAUUAUUCAUUCUUCUCUUUCUCUCUCAUUUCAAAGCAUUAUCACACACAUACAAACUUUAAGCCAGAGAGAGUUUAAAUAAGAAAAUCUCUUCAUUUGAUUUGAUCUACAUUCCAAUUUUAGCUUGCUGGUCACGUUCAAGAUAUCAUUGGUGGAGAUAAUUUGGAUUACUACACCGAAAAAAAGACAAUUGUAAAUAAAUCUUCUUAAAUUAAAGUGUUUUUGACUCUUUGUUACACCUGCACGCCCUUUAACAAGUAAUUAAGGAAUAAAGAAAGAGUGGGAAAAUGGGAGAGAAAUGGGAAUUCCAAGUAGGAGUGGUAGGAGCAUUGUUUCUAUCAGUGGCAUCAUCAGUUUCUAUUGUUAUUUGCAACAAAGCCUUGAUGAGUAAUCUUGGCUUCCACUUUGCGACAACACUCACAAGUUGGCACUUGAUGGUAACAUAUUGUACCCUUCAUUUGGCACAACGCCUCAAUUUUUUCGAGACAAAAUCAGUGGACAUGAAGACUGUAGUCAUGUUUGGCAUCCUGAAUGGAGUUUCCAUUGGACUUCUUAACUUGAGCCUUGGAUUCAACUCCAUUGGAUUCUACCAAAUGACGAAGCUUGCCAUCAUACCUUUUACUGUCCUCUUGGAAACUAUUUUCCUUAACAAACAUUUCAGUCGAAAGAUAAAGUUUUCUCUGUUCGUCUUGCUGGUGGGAGUCGGGAUUGCUUCUAUAACCGACCUGCAGCUCAAUUUUGUUGGCACAGUUCUUUCUGCUCUAGCCAUAAUCACAACGUGUGUUGGUCAGAUUCUGACUAACACCAUACAGAAAAGACUUAAUGUUUCGUCGACACAACUGCUAUAUCAAUCAGCACCAUUCCAAGCAGCUGUCCUAUUCGUCUUUGGUCCUAUGGUUGAUAAGUUCCUCACCAAGCAAAGUGUCUUUGCCUUCAAGUACUCUCCUCUUGUCGUGGGAUUCAUUGUGUUAUCAUGCCUAAUCGCGGUGUCAGUGAACUUCAGCACAUUCUUGGUGAUAGGAAAGACAUCACCAGUAACAUACCAAGUAUUAGGACAUCUGAAGACAUGCUUAGUACUUGGAUUUGGUUAUACAUUAUUACAUGAUCCAUUUACAGAGAGAAAUAUAAUUGGAAUAACAAUAGCUGUAUUUGGGAUGGGACUCUACUCAUAUUUUUGUACCAAUGAGAGUAAAAAGAAAGUUCCUGUUGGAGAUUUAUCUACAGCUUCACAGAUAAAAGAUAAAGAAAACUUGCCAUUAUCAACAAUGAAGAAUGUGGGCGUACAAGAUAAUGAAGGCCAUGAAAAGGUCAAAGCAGCCAAGGAUUCUCUUGUCUAAUCAUCAACUUUUUCUUUUUUUUUAAUAACCUUUCUUAUUUUUUGAAUUUUACCUUUAUUUUUUAUUUUUUAAAAGGGGGUGGGGAGGAUUUUUGUAAGGGAUUGGUAUUAUACCAAUAUUCUUUAAGGUUCAUUUCAAUUAUAUUCUAAAACAGUAAAUUGAAGAUAAUACUCAUCUUUUUGCAUUAUGCUCCACAAAGCCACUUUUUACCAACAAUUUGAAAAGUGCCUUAAUACACAUGUUUUUAUAUUCUCCUA